AUGGUCAAGCUCUGGGGGUGGUGGAAGAAGGAUUCACAGGCUAGCGACCCGAUCCCGGCGCCGGAAUCAGCACAGUUGCUGGAGGACCGUCCUCCGAAAUUUGAGGAUGACGUCGAGAGCGCUGCCGCACUACGCAAGGCUGCAAACCCGAGCAUCGUGGACACAGCCAAGAAGAUUGGCAUUGAAGAUUUCAAGAAUGUCAACAACAUCCCCUGCUUCAGGCAAGCGAUUAUGACCGGUUUCAGUAUCGGUGCGGUUACGGCUUUGGUGCUUUAUGUAUCUAGACGCCCGACCAAGGCCGCAAACUGGGGCAUGGGCGGGUUUUUGCUUGGAUCGGUCGUGUCCUGGGAACAGUGUCGGUUCCGUAUGCGCGAGGGCAAGAAGUCCAUGCAAAAGGCCCGGGAGGUCUAUCGCAAGCAUGAGUCGGAAAAAUGA
Messenger RNA from Wickerhamiella sorbophila, 435 nucleotides. Its product is annotated as Cytochrome c oxidase protein 20, mitochondrial. The record is from RefSeq and is a predicted model, not a curated record. Lineage: Eukaryota; Fungi; Ascomycota; Dipodascomycetes; Dipodascales; Trichomonascaceae. Gene Ontology annotation, biological process: mitochondrial respiratory chain complex IV assembly. The transcript has a single exon. The coding region runs from base 1 to 435 and encodes 144 amino acids. Gene Ontology annotation, cellular component: mitochondrion; mitochondrial inner membrane.